Pieris brassicae (large cabbage white) is the source of this 3240-nucleotide messenger RNA. RefSeq names its product extracellular signal-regulated kinase 2 (gene Erk7). The coding region runs from base 156 to 1772 and encodes 538 amino acids. NCBI's taxonomy places the organism in Eukaryota, Metazoa, Arthropoda, Insecta, Lepidoptera, Pieridae. Gene Ontology annotation, molecular function: ATP binding; MAP kinase activity. The record is from RefSeq and is a predicted model, not a curated record. Gene Ontology annotation, cellular component: nucleus; cytoplasm. Gene Ontology annotation, biological process: protein phosphorylation; intracellular signal transduction. The transcript has 9 exons.
CGGGCGUGUUGUUUAGCCGCUGUAAACAAAUGAAUUUCGGCCAGUCAAACAUGAAAUGUGAUUUUACAAUUUCUUUAAAAUAUAAUUGAAUUUGAUAAUUUUUAAAUAUGUAUAUGGAUAGUUUUAACUUCUCUUACGCACUUUAGAAGUAGAAAAUGAGUCAAAACCAAGCAAAGAAGGAUGAACAUAAAAAGAAAGAUGAAAAGAAAAGUCCAGAAGAAAACAUGUCAGAGAUCGAUGAACACAUUCUCAAGAGGUUUGAUGUAAAGAAAAGACUGGGCAAAGGUGCUUACGGCAUAGUCUGGAAAGCCAUUGAUAAAAAGAGCAAAGAUGUCGUGGCCAUUAAAAAGAUAUUCGACGCAUUCAGGAACCAAACAGAUGCCCAGAGGACCUUUAGAGAGAUUAUAUUUCUACAAUCGUUCCGGAACCACCCAAAUAUUGUCAAGCUUCACAGUAUACACAGGGCUGCUAAUAACCGAGAUAUAUACCUUGGAUUCGAAUACAUGGAAACUGAUUUACAUAAUGUGAUCAAACGGGGAAACAUUCUCAAGGACAUACAUAAACGAUAUAUUAUGUACCAAAUGCUGAAGGCCACGAAGUAUAUACAUUCCGGAAAUGUCAUACAUAGGGACCAGAAACCGAGCAAUGUCCUCAUUGAUAGCGCUUGCAGGGUAAAGCUAGCUGACUUCGGGCUAGCAAGGUCGGUAUCCUCAAUAUACUCUGGUGGAGAAGAAGGCGCUGAUCCUUGCUUGACCGAUUACGUCGCAACAAGGUGGUACAGAGCACCUGAAAUACUCAUAGCUAGUAAGAAUUACACAAAGGGCAUUGAUAUGUGGUCCUUGGGAUGUAUCUUGGGGGAGAUGUUAACUGGAUCCCCCCUCUUCCCGGGAACCUCGACCGUGAAUCAGAUAGAAAGGAUCAUGGCUGCUCUGCCCAGACCCUCGUCAGAAGAUAUUGCAGCGGUUUGUACUGGCUACGGCUCUUCCUUAAUCAAAGAGCAAGCGAUAGGCAAAGGCGCAGGAUCAUCACUGACAUCACUACUGUCAUGUGCCCCUCGAGAUGCAGCAGACUUGGUUCAAAGACUGCUAGUUUUCAACCCUGCUAAGAGAUUGAGCGCAGAACGGGCUUUACAUCACGAAUAUGUAUCUAAAUUCCACCGCGAACGUGACGAGCCAUCUCUCCCGUCAGACGUGCUACUUCCCCUUCGGGAUGACAAGCAGAUGUCCGUCAAUGAUUACAGGAAUAAACUGUACAGCAUCAUGGCCAAGGGUUUUCUAGGGAGCCCUCAGCUACGAAAGAGUCAUUCGAGUAUCAAAACUCACGUUCAUACGCCUGUGAAGUCUAAAAGUUUUCAAGAUACUGAAGUAAGGCACAAGAAGCUAAUUUCAUCAGCGGAGCCCAAGCCUAGAACCAAGUCUAAAACUUUGGAACGACCGAUCAAAGAAUUUCGAUCUUAUCAAACAAUUGCGGAUAAGGAGAAAUUGAUUAAACCAGUGAAAGCGACAAAACCGUUCGAACACGACUGGUUAGGCAACUGCCGAGGGGACUAUCUCGAAGCAAAAGACAAAAAACCAAUGAGUUUUACCACCAAGGAGUUCUUUCCGAAUCGCCAGAGUCCUUCCGAGUCCAAAAGGAACGUACAGCAAAGGCGAAAUUCCACCUCCUUCUCAACGAUAACAAUUGGGGACUCGGAGCUCAGUUUCGGUAAGAGUUCAAAACAUGGAGUCAUUACUGCGAGCGCGUUGAUGGAUCUUCGAACGAGCAUACGAUGAGAGCCACCAAACAGUGCUUUGAUGUUAUUAUCUAUACUUUCUUUUAGUUAACAAUUCAGUUGAUAAUUUUAUUGAAAUUGGUUUGAGAUGAUUAACUGCCUUUUUAAGAAGCUCAAUUUUUAACGUUUUUUUUUAAAUUAGUGUAUGUCGCUUUAUCAAUUAUGUUUUAAAACUGUGCUUAUACAAGAAUUCCUCUUUUUUAUUUAAUAUAGAAAUCUUUAUUCGCAGUGGCGGAUUAAAGAAUUUUCAAUGUAAAGCAUUUGAAGUUUAUUCCGCCCUCGCCUCUACAAUUAUCAUGUCCUAGAUUAUUUAUUUAUACAAUCCAAAAAUGUCGUUGAAAUUGCACGUAAAAUACUUUUUGGUUUUAAACCACCCACUUCGCAGCCAUCAGCGACAUCAGCUACCAGUAGUAGGACUGACAUGUAAAAGUUGAUAGGAGGAAAAGGGAAAAGGUGCAUUUUUGUGCAAUUUCACUUAUCCAAAUUGAGAGCUGAGGGCAAGGACAAGUAGGCUGGAACAUUAGCUGUUUUACUCUAGCAUAUCGAAGUUUGCUACACCAAAUGUACAAUGACAAGUGACGUAUGACUUCUGUCUGAUCUGUAAAACAUCAGAAAACGUCAAAAUCUGUUUGAUUUCAAAGAGGUAGCAAAAAAAAUCGAACUCCAAAUUUUUCCGCCAGCCUAUCCAAUUUUUUCAUCAUCCUAAUGGUAAAUUCGUGGUGACAGUUGACAUAUUAACGUUUCUGAACCGCCUUAAUAAACAAAAGAAUGGGUGUAUAACUUUUGAUUUUUUUGUAUAGUGACUCCAAUUUCGUUAUAAAUAGGAAUGCGUUAGGUGGGGAAAGUUCUUAAUUUAACUCAAUUUAGUUGUUGUUCAGAAAUCCGUUUCGAUUAUAUGUUUUGAUAUUAAAUACGGAUAUUUUUACAUCGUUCUAUUCAGAAGAUCGGAAUAAGUUUUAAACGGCUUACGACCAUUUGAUUGAUAAAAAUAAUCUUGUUAACGUUAGAUGUAUGGAAUUAGUUAAUAAUAGGACUAUCGUGUGAUAGGGACUAUACUCGUAGUUUGCCGAAAUGCAUUCACUUGGACCAAUAUUAUUGUAACACUGCCAUACCGCAAUAAUAUACCACUUAAAUGAUUCAUAGACAACGAUUGUCUAUAUUUAGUCUUCUCUCUAUGAUUGAAAUAAUCUAUGUCUAAUAUUUUGCCAUGUCAUUUCAAUGUAUUAUUUGUAUAUACUUGCGCCAUGCAACCAAGUUGUGGAUAGGAACGUUAUUUAAACAUUCCAUAUUACAAUUGACAGAAUCCUAUCUGUCAAACUUUAUGUAGAUAAUAGUUUACUAGUUAAAAUUUGACUUUAGUUUGAAUUUGAAAUGAGGAAUCCAGCAGUAAUGUUUAAAAAAUCAUGCAUAUAAGACAAAUUCUUGUUUAAUUUCUAUAGAAUCUUAAGAUGUUUAGAUUUGCCGUUUGA